Molecule: messenger RNA, 2083 nt
Organism: Ipomoea nil (Japanese morning glory)
Lineage: Eukaryota; Viridiplantae; Streptophyta; Magnoliopsida; Solanales; Convolvulaceae
Product: 9-cis-epoxycarotenoid dioxygenase NCED1, chloroplastic-like
Exons: 2
Coding region: 121-1890 (589 amino acids)
Biological process (GO): carotene catabolic process
Cellular component (GO): chloroplast stroma
Molecular function (GO): carotenoid dioxygenase activity
Source: RefSeq, a predicted model, not a curated record
CCACACCUAACCCCUAAACCCACACAUAGUCACAUACACACUCCAUCCUAUAACCAAAAUCCUCCCAAAAAGUGCUUAAACUACCUAAAGCUCCAAUCUUGAAUUGGUAUCUACAUACCCAUGGCCAACACCAUUUCUACUUCUUUGGUUAAUAACCUUCAUUACAAAUCUAGUAGACAAGAGUUGCGCAUUCAUUGUUCUCUGCAAACUCCAUCCAUUCUCCAUUUUCCAAAGCAAUCGACUAUUCCCACUUCAAUAUCCACUGCCAUUUCACCGCCGAAUCAAGAAACAACCGCAGUUGUACCCUCGUCGUCGUCCCCGGCGGCUCCGAAAUGGAAUUUACUGCAAAGAGCGGCGGCAAUGGCCUUGGACGCGGUGGAGGAUAAGAUAACUGCGCGCGAACUCGAGCACCCUUUGCCGAAAACGGCCGACCCUCGCGUUCAGAUUGCCGGGAAUUUUGCUCCGGUGCCGGAGCAGCCCGUCCGGCACUCGCUUCCGGUGGUCGGAAGGAUACCGGAAUGCGUUCGGGGGGUUUACGUCCGCAACGGGGCCAACCCGCUCUUCGAGCCGGUGGCCGGACACCACUUCUUCGACGGCGACGGGAUGAUCCACGCCGUGCAGUUCAAGAACGGCGAGGCGAGCUACGCCUGCCGGUUCACGGAGACCCAACGGUUCGUCCAAGAACGGGCCUUGGGCCGCCCGGUUUUUCCCAAGGCCAUUGGGGAACUUCACGGCCACUCGGGGAUUGCAAGGCUGCUGCUUUUCUACGCCCGCGGGCUUUUCGGGCUCGUCGAUCAGAGCUCCGGCACCGGAGUAGCCAACGCCGGUCUGGUCUACUUCAACAACCGCCUCUUAGCCAUGUCGGAAGACGAUUUACCGUACCACGUCCGCAUAACGCCCUCCGGCGACCUGAAAACGGCGGGAAGAUACGAUUUUGGCGGGCAAUUGAAAUCCACCAUGAUCGCUCACCCCAAGCUCGACCCAGUCUCCGGCGAGCUCUUCGCGCUCAGCUACGACGUCAUACAAAAGCCGUACCUCAAAUUCUUCCGAUUCUCCAAAACCGGCGAGAAAUCUCGAGACAUCGAAAUCCCAGUCCCGGAGCCGACAAUGAUCCACGACUUCGCAAUCACGGACAGAUUCGUGAUCGUCCCAGACCAGCAAGUGGUGUUCAAGAUGUCCCAGAUGAUCCACGGCGGCUCGCCGGUGGUCUACGACAAGAACAAGGUUUCAAGAUUCGGAAUCCUAAACAAAUACGCCGAAGAUUCCUCGGAGAUAAACUGGGUCCCAGUCCCCGACUGCUUCUGCUUCCAUCUCUGGAACGCCUGGGAAGACACAGAGACCAAUGAAAUUGUGGUGAUCGGGUCCUGCAUGACCCCGCCGGACUCCAUUUUCAACGAAUGCGACGAGGGGCUAAAGAGCACUCUAUCCGAAAUCCGACUAAAUCCGGUCACCGGAGAGUCUACCAGAAAGCCGAUCAUACAAAACCCAGAAAAUCAGGUCAAUUUGGAGGCCGGAAUGGUGAACAGAAACAAAUUAGGGAGAAAAACACAAUACGCAUAUUUGGCAAUAGCAGAGCCGUGGCCGAAAGUUUCCGGCUUUGCAAAAGUGGACCUUUUUACCGGCGAAGUCAAGAAGUUCAUCUAUGGAGAUGAAAAGUACGGCGGAGAGCCCCUGUUUUUACCCAGAAAUGUGAAUUCCCAAGAAGAUGAAGAAGAAGAUGAUGGGUAUAUCUUAGCCUUUGUGCACGACGAAAAGGCAGGGAAAUCAGAGCUUCAAAUUGUGAACGCACAGACAUUAGAGCUUGAGGCCUCUGUUAAGUUGCCUUCAAGAGUUCCCUAUGGCUUCCAUGGCACAUUCAUCAACGCCGACGACCUGUCCUCCCAAGCUUAGAGCGAAGAUCGGUGAACAAUCCGGCCCGGAAUCUCCUUUUUUUUGGGAGUUGUAUAAUUUAGAUUUUUUGUUUUGUUUUGUUUUGUUUUAAUAGGUACCAGCUUGCAGCUUAUUGGAUAUAAUUAGGAUUAGAGCUCAGCUGGUUGUUACAUAUGCUUCUGCUUCUUCACCAUAUGUGCAAGGUCUGACAUAA